Molecule: messenger RNA, 675 nt
Organism: Apus apus (common swift)
Lineage: Eukaryota; Metazoa; Chordata; Aves; Apodiformes; Apodidae
Gene: CLDN25
Product: claudin 25
Exons: 1
Coding region: 1-675 (224 amino acids)
Biological process (GO): bicellular tight junction assembly; cell adhesion
Cellular component (GO): plasma membrane; bicellular tight junction
Molecular function (GO): structural molecule activity
Source: RefSeq, a predicted model, not a curated record
AUGGCCGGGACCUGGCGGGCGACGGCGCAGGCCGGGGGGAUGCUGCUGGCCCUGCUCGGGUGGGUCUCCUCCUGCGUCACCACCUUCGUGCCGCUCUGGAAGAGCCUCAACCUGGACUUGAAUGAGCUGGAGGUCUGGACCAUGGGGCUGUGGCAGGUCUGCAUUGCCCAGGAGGAGGGAGCGCUGGAGUGCCGGGCCCACGGCUCCUUCCUGGCACUGCCCCCCGAGCUGCGUGUCUCUCGCCUCCUUAUGUGCCUCUCCAACGGGCUGGGGCUGCUGGGCUGCCUCCUGGCUGCCCCGGGGCUGGAGGCCUGGAGAGCCUGUGAGAACAGACCAAGGAUAAAGCAGAGGCUUCUGCUCGCUGGGGGAGCAGCAUUCGGCAUGGCGGGCACGGCCACCCUGGUGCCGGUCUCCUGGGUCGCCUACAACACUGUCCUCGACUUCUGGGAUGACACCAUCCCUGACAUCGUCCCGCGGUGGGAAUUCGGGGAGGCCACCUUCCUAGGGUGGUUCGCUGGAGCCUUCCUGGCUGCUGGUGGGCUGCUACUCGCCUGCAGUGCCUGUUCCAGCAGGAUGGCAUCGCCACCAGCCCCCGCUGGCCACCAGCCCCCAGCCACGCCAGGUCCAGCCCGGGGCCACCCUCUGCACCCCAAAAACGCAGACCUGGUCAUCUAG